AUAGAGAGAGAGAGAGAGAGAGAGCAAAAUUCACAGCGAAGCCUUUGCUUGGAGUAUUUAAACAUUCAACAACACCUGUGCGUUUCUUUCGCGAAAGUAACGGACUCCAUCUCCAUCAUCGUCGUCGUCAUCAUCUUCUAAAACCGACCUCCUGCAGAGCCAAGAAUGAUGCAGAGACCCCGACGACGCUGCGAAGGCACCGCCAUGGGCGCCAUCGUCCUCGAUCUUCGUCCCGGCUUCGGAAUCGGACCUUUCUCUCUCGGAAUGCCGAUAUGCGAAGCGUUUGCUCAGAUAGAGCAGCAGCCUAACAUCUAUGAUGUUGUUCAUGUCAAGUAUUAUGAUGAGGAGCCUCUUAAGUUGGACAUUGUUAUCAGCUUUCCUGAUCAUGGUUUCCAUCUGCGAUUUGAUCCUUGGUCACAGAGACUCCGCCUUGUUGAAAUAUUUGACAUAAAGAGGCUUCAGAUGCGCUAUGCCACGUCUUUGAUUGGAGGGCCAUCCACUCUGGCGACUUUCGUAGCUGUUUAUGCCUUGUUUGGGCCAACAUUUCCUGGAAUUUAUGAUCAAGAUAGAGGUGUCUACAAUCUAUUUUACCCAGGGCUUUCCUUUGCUUUUCCUAUUCCUAGCCAGUAUACAGAUUGCGUUCAUGAUAGAGAAGCGGAACUACCUCUAGAGUUCCCGGAUGGAACUACACCAGUUACUUGCCGCGUGUCCAUAUACGAUAGUUCUACCGAUAAAAAAGUUGGUGUCGGAUCCUUGAUGGAUAAGGCUUCUGCUCCUCCAUUACCUAUUGGCAGUGUCUAUAUGGAAGAGGUGCAUGUCAAGCUAGCGGAAGAACUACACUUCACUGUUGGGGGCCAGAAUAUUCCUUUUGGUGCAUCACCUCAGGAUGUUUGGACUGAAUUGGGUCGUCCUUGUGGGAUACAUCAAAAGCAGGUAGACCAAAUGGUCAUUCAUUCUGGCUUGGAUCCUCGCCCACGGACAACAUUGUGUGGUGAUUACUUCUACAAUUACUUUACCCGUGGUUUGGACAUUUUAUUUGAUGGGCAGACUCAUAAAGUCAAGAAGUUUGUUCUGCAUACAAAUUAUCCUGGUCAUGCCGAUUUCAAUUCAUAUAUAAAGUGCAACUUUGUCAUAUUUGCUUCUGAGUUUGGGGGUUCUUUUCAGGAGGUAAAUAAUUGCAAGCACAAGAUUACCCCAAGUACAAAGUGGGAGCAUGUAAAGGAAAUUCUUGGGGACUGUGGUCGAGCUGCCAUCCAGACACAAGGUUCUACAAGCAAUCCGUUUGGAUCUACUUUUGUAUAUGGUUAUCAAAACAUUGCACUUGAGGUGAUGAAGAAUGGUUACAUUGCAACAGUGACUCUCUUUCAGUCAUGAUGGUGAUAAAAUGCGUGUUGGAUGAUGGCAGUUGAUGGGGAAGCAGAUGGGAUUUGCAUAGAUUGUGAAAUCGUUAGGCACUCUUUCUAGACAUCAGCAUGCCAGGGAGUGGUGAUAAUUGUACAGUUGUGUAGCUGGUUGUACAGAUUAAUUCAUCCCGUAGAGCUUCUACAUACAUCGUAGAGCUUUUGUAAAUGUUAAUAUGGAAGUUUGUAUACUAUAAUGCAUUGUGUUGAUGAUAUUCAGCCAAUUGCCAGUUACUUCUUGCAA
Messenger RNA from Rosa rugosa (rugosa rose), 1644 nucleotides. Its product is annotated as PHAF1 protein At3g51130. The transcript has 15 exons. The coding region runs from base 166 to 1374 and encodes 402 amino acids. The record is from RefSeq and is a predicted model, not a curated record. NCBI's taxonomy places the organism in Eukaryota, Viridiplantae, Streptophyta, Magnoliopsida, Rosales, Rosaceae.